AUGGAGAUGAUACGUUCGUUCUUCGAAACGAAUGAGCUGAAAUGGGAGACUUGUGUGGAGUAUUGUACCGAUGGAGCAGCUAUGCUCGGAUCAAGGUCAGGCUUUCAGAAAAAAAUCAAAGAGCUUGCACCCCUAGCAAAGGGAUUGCACUGCAUGAUUCACCGGUUUGCCCUCGCUAUUAAAACUCUCCCGGAGCCUCUGCAAGAAGUGCUCAACUCUUUGAUCAAAAUCGUUAACUAUAUUAAAUCUAGUGCUCUCAACACCCGUCUUUUCAAAGAACUCUGUAAAGACAUGAACUCUGAUCAUGAGACUCUUCUGUUCUAUAUUGCUGUUCGUUGGUUGUCCAAAGGGAAUGUUAUUGAACGUGUAUUUGAGCUAAAGGACGAACUCAAAGCCUUCUUGGAAAUGCAAGAGAUAUCAGAUUUUAUGGAACAUCUCAAUAACCCAGCUUGGAUACAAAGAGUUGCUUAUUUAUCGGACAUCUUCGGUCAGUUGAACAAGUUGAAUCUGAAACUUCAGGGAAAUGACUUGCACCUCAUCUAUUUUAAAGAUAAUCUCUCGGAUAAUCUCCAAGCAUUUGUGUCCAAGAUUGGAAACUGGUGA
Phaedon cochleariae (mustard beetle) is the source of this 603-nucleotide messenger RNA. NCBI's taxonomy places the organism in Eukaryota, Metazoa, Arthropoda, Insecta, Coleoptera, Chrysomelidae. The record is from the annotation of a GenBank genome assembly.